Messenger RNA from Didymodactylos carnosus, 1831 nucleotides. The record is from the annotation of a GenBank genome assembly. Lineage: Eukaryota; Metazoa; Rotifera; Eurotatoria; Philodinida; Philodinidae.
AUGAAUGAAGUAAAAAUAAUAAUGUUGCCUGGCGGUUUGACAGUAUCCGCAUCAACGAAUAAUGGCGAACGAAUGCUUACGUAUCGCUCAAAAAGUCAAUUGGAACAACAAGUUCCACCAAUAAAAUCAUUUUUUGAAGUUUUAUUAAGGAUUGUUCCACAUCGUCAGACGUAUAAUCGUUAUUGUGCUUCAAGUUUAAGUGUAUCAUAUCAAAGUCGUUCGGGUACGAGUACGAGUAGUAAUCGUUCACCCAUCAACCGUUAUCGAAAAGAUACACCGAAUAGUGCCCAUCGUAUUAAUGUAUCGUCAUCAGCUGCCGACAGGCGAUCAGAUUUAAGUUGUCGAUCAAUCAGAGGAAGAUCAGCACAUCACCAUAUGUCCGAUGAAGCAAUCGAAUAUUUUAGAAACAAUGCAAAAUCCAUGGAAUAUCAAUCGUUUUUGCAAGCCGUUGAUACAAGUGGAACAACAGAAAAAUAUAUGUUUGAUAAAUCACAUUUCAAAACAUUUUCGACUGAUAUUUUACCUCUUGUGCCGGAGUUUUUUAAACAACAGCCCGGUGAUAGAAAUUUGGAAAAUGCGCCUAAGGUAAGACAUAUUAGUCAUUCUUGUUUUUCAAGCGCAUAUUAGUAAAGGAUUAAAUCAGAUUAACCCACAAAAUUUUCUGAGGUUGAUAUUAACCUAUAGUGGCAUUCACGGCUAGGCGAUAAGAUAAGAGUAGUCUACAAAAAAGUGCAAAAAUCAGCUAUUCUUUAUCUUUCUAAAGUAAAAGAACUGGCUGGUAGAGUAGUUUGGGAUAAUUCGAGACACUCGAAUAUUUUUCGAUCAAGCUUAACUAAAAGACAAAUAAUUUAUAUCAAGUAGAUGCAAUAAUAAUUUAUUUUUAUUUUUCAUGUAUCCAACUUAUAGCCUGUUUUUCCUCAUAAAUAUAAUUAAGAACAAUCGCUACUUUAUAUCAUUUAUUUCUUUACAAAAAAAAAUGUUAGCGAACUCUAUGUGAUUUUUUUCUACGUAUAUUUUAUACUCAUUUAAUAACAAACGUCUUGCUAUAUCAACAAAUAGACAAGAAAAAAUAGUUGGAAGAAAAGAUCGAUUUCUUAUUCUAUAUUUAAAAAAUGUUUGCUCUUUAUUUCGGAACAUUAUGUACUGACACUUCAACGUUCAGUUGAAUCGUAAACACAUUGAAUUAAAAUCUCGAAUAUCGUUCAACAAAUCUAGUAAUCAUUUUUCUUGUAUAUUACUGUUGGUUAUUCGUAAUGUCCUAGAUAAAUAGAACAGUAUCGGCUAAAUGCUACUGCAUCCAGCAGAGUAAGAGACUGUAAACGAAACUUACCUUUGAUUUCAAUCGUUUUUGAUAGUGUUCAAUGAUAAAAACUAUUACAUACACCAGAGAACUAUCAGCUGCAAAAGCUGUUCAAACAACUUUGCUAAAAUAAAAUCGAACUUAUGGUAAUUGAACAACAAUUUUGAUGAAGCACCCUGCCGGAUUUAAAAAUCUGAAAGUAUCAAAAAGUUGAAUAGCAGGUUCGAUAGAGAAUUUUAUUGCGCAUCUAACCAUAUUUGAUUUUUGGUUUGAAACUAUGAUCGUUCCUCAAAAAAUAAUUUUUUAAAAAGUUUGAUAAUUUACUGACAUGAGAUGAAAAAAGUCUUUCAACUCAGUAAGGAGGUAUAGUGGAGAUAUUGUUUAUACCGGACUUUGUAGAGUGAAAAACGCGCUAUAAACUGGCGAUAAAAGAAUUAAAAGAAUACGGUUGUUGUUUGAGAAAAAAAUAUUUUUCGAGCAAAAUUUCGAAUUUUCAUUUUUCAUACGUUUCACUAAAACUUCUAUAGCAGG